UAUCGUUAGCAGUUGCUGUUGACACCACGGCUAACUUCACAACUACGGAGGACUGUAUUUAAAUGAUUUUUUUCUCUAUUUUCUGACAUUUCACUGGGAGUCAUAAAGGAAUGGAGCUACGCCAGAAUUUCUAACUGAGAUCAACCUUAGCUUGUAGCUCAUGUUAGCUACCAGACAUCAACAGGAAGUAAGAAGCUAUCUAAAUUCCAAUGUCUUGCACUUUGAACUCUCCAGGUAUGAAUUGUAGUUUAGAGAAGGUCCUGGCAGAUGCCAAAUCACUAGUGGAGAGACUUCGUAACCAUGACAACGCAGCUGAGAUGUUAAUCGAGCAGACAAGCUCUCUCAACAAGCGGGUGGAAGCCAUGAAACAGUAUCAGGAGGAGAUUGAUAAACUGAAUGAAGUUGCACGGCAUCGGCCUCGUUCCAGUCUGGUCAUGGGAAUCCAGCAGGAAAAUCGUCAGAUCCGAGAGCUCCAGCAGGAAAACAAAGAGCUCCGAACGUCAUUGGAGGAGCACCAGUCUGCGUUAGAACUCAUCAUGACCAAAUACAGGGAACAAGUCUUUAGGCUUCUUAUGGCCAGCAAGCGGGACGACCCGGCCAUCGUCACCCAGCUGAAGGAACAGCACACCACUGAAAUGCAAGCGCACAUAGACAAGAUCAAUGAGAUGGCCUCUGUCAUGCGAAAGGCAAUCGAGGUGGAUGAGGGGCGGAUAUGUGAAGAUGAGGAGAGGAUUAAACAGCUGGAGCUGGAAAACAGUGGACUCAGAGAGCUGCUGGGAAUCAGUCGCGAGGCAUUCCUCGUUCUUAAGGGAGAGGACCAAUCAGAGAGCACAUCACUGUCACCACUACUGACCAGUGCUGAUGUUAGCUUACGGAAAACCUAAAGUCCAAUCUGCCCUCCCUCCCCUUCACCCCCCACUGCUGCCACUACAGUGUACAAAGUGUACAAUCUGUUGUCACACACCAACCUCAGCUUUCAUCCCACAGACUUUUCAGACGAAUUGUCUGACAGCAUGUUGCCCUAGAGCCAAAUCCCCUCCUCACAACCUCCUCAUGUUUUUGUUUGUAUUUUGGUAAUGUUUGCUUAUUUUGCCAGUGUGCAUGAACCUGUGGUGCCUGUGUGGGUUUAAAAAAGAAUGAGUGAAAGAAGGACUUGGUUUAAAAUAAAUCUGUGAUUAUGAGGUUA
Melanotaenia boesemani (Boeseman's rainbowfish) is the source of this 1186-nucleotide messenger RNA. It is a transcript of the gene fgfr1op2, whose product is annotated as FGFR1 oncogene partner 2. The transcript has 6 exons. Lineage: Eukaryota; Metazoa; Chordata; Actinopteri; Atheriniformes; Melanotaeniidae. The record is from RefSeq and is a predicted model, not a curated record. Gene Ontology annotation, biological process: response to wounding. Bases 210 to 884 code for a protein of 224 amino acids.